GAGCUGUCACUGGUGUUUUCAUCCCAGCAGGGCUCCAGCCUUCCCCAUCUGAGGAUUUCAGGCCUCCCCUCCGAAGGAGAUUCCUUCCAAGAUGGCAUCAGCCGGAGACCCCCACGCGGGCCCCCGGGACGCGGCAGACCAGAACUUCGACUACAUGUUCAAACUGCUCCUGAUCGGCAACAGCAGCGUGGGCAAGACGUCCUUCCUGUUCCGCUACGCCGACGACUCCUUCACCCCCGCCUUCGUCAGCACCGUGGGCAUCGACUUCAAGGUCAAGACCGUCUAUCGCCACGACAAGAGGAUCAAGCUGCAGAUCUGGGACACGGCGGGACAGGAGCGCUACCGUACGAUCACCACAGCCUACUACCGGGGAGCCAUGGGCUUCCUGCUCAUGUACGAUGUCGCCAACCAAGAGUCCUUUGCAGCCGUGCAGGACUGGGCCACGCAGAUCAAGACCUACUCCUGGGACAACGCCCAGGUCAUCCUCGUGGGGAACAAGUGUGACCUGGAGGACGAGCGUGUGGUGCCUGCCGAGGAUGGCCGGAGGCUCGCCGACGACCUUGGUUUUGAGUUCUUUGAGGCCAGCGCCAAGGAGAACGUCAACGUGAAGCAGGUGUUCGAGCGCCUGGUGGAUGUCAUCUGCGAGAAGAUGAAUGAGUCCCUGGAACCCAGCUCCAGCCCAGGCAGCAACGGGAAAGGCCCGGCCCUGGGGGAUGCCCCGCCCCCACAGCCCAGCAGCUGCAGCUGCUAGAGAUGGUCCCCAACUCCCGUCCACCCCCCUCCUGCCUUGGCAGGGACUGCAACCCAGGCAUGAGCCACAAGGGCUGUCUUCAAGCUCAGGGUGACCCCUUCCCUCCUGUCAGCUGCCCCCCACUCCCGCAUGGCUCACGUCCAGCCUGCCUGCUCAGGCAGCCCAGACCCGAGGUCACAGACCCUGGGACUCAACUUUGCAUUGGAGGCCUGGGGACAUUGGCAUGCACGAGUUCGCUGCUUUUCUAGGUGCGUUAAGGAGUGUAGCCGUGGUGGCGUGUCCCGCUGCCGUGAUGGAAGGGCAUCCUCAGUGCCUUCUGGGUUAGAACCGUUUGCCGGGUCUCAGUGCCAUCCCUGAGGCUGCCCCGUGAACCUUCUAGACUCCAAGGCGGCAUGGCGAUUUUGGCCCCCCGCAGACCUUCUCCUUGUGAAAGCAGUAUUAAAACAGCUUUUCCCAUUGCAGAAGGGACACCGGGAGUCACACCCCUCCACCCCGGUUUCAGGGACGCCAAAGUGCCUUCCAAGUGUCCCAGAAUCCACAUCACCCACGACCCUGCCACUGUUUCGCUGUAGCCACUGCAUUUCUGAUCCUGAAUUGAAUUCUGGAACUGUGGGGCCGUAUCAGGUGGGGGCAGAGACUUGCCUAACCCUGCAUUCCCGCUCGGGCUUUCUGCCAGGAGACUGGGCCCUUCCACCCAGGCCCUGUUCGGCUGGUUGCGUUUUAAGCAAGGUCUUUCUAAAUCGUACAUCCUGCUAGAAGAGGAAAUUUUGCAAUGUUGCCACCCGCGGCCUGCGCUGGCCAGCAAUUUUCCAAUGUAAGAAUGUGGGCUUUUCUGACCUGUGGACCCUUGCAAGACCUGGUGUUCGUUUCCCAAGCCGUGUCAUCGGCAGGUCCUUGGGAUGUGACUUUUUUGCUAAUGGAGGGGUCGCUUCUAGGGAGUGCUUGGGGUUGGGCGAGGAGGUGGAGUUGUGUAACCUGCUGUCGCUGCUUGUAUUUCAUGCACACAGCUUGGGAGGGGCAGGUCCUCAUGUUGACGGGGGCGUGGGCUGUGAUGAGUGUCGGGGACUUCACGAGGCUGGGCUCCCCAGCUGCCAGGGGCUCUUGCUUGGAGGUUAUGUGCAGUUUGGGGAUCUAUGCCUUGAUCCCCCAGCUUGGUGGCCCUCCUGCCCAUUAAAAUCCAAACUCUGGUGGUGCAACACCUCUAUCUGUCCCCAAGUGCCACCUGACGCCCCAUACUAUGACCGACACUGUGAAGAUGGCCGGGCAGAUGCUUCAUACCCCCGUCUCCCUAACUCUACAUCGGGGGCUGCUCCCACUCCCCCAGCCCCUGCAGCCAAAAGGACUUCCUGCAGCCUUAAACAUCUCAGCCUCCUCCUGGGGGUGUGUGUGAAGGGGAAGGCCUGAUUCAAGUUCAAGUUGAUUUCUAGGGAGCCCCGAUUGCUCUAUACCAGAGGCUGCCCUUAGAACGUCAAAGCGAGGAUAUCUUUAUAGACUAACAAAUUCAGUGACCAAGGUGUGAAAUGGAUAAAUUCUGUGAACACAGCAAGGGUAUCUGAGUAUUUGGGGGCAAGAAUCCAAAUGUUUUAGUUGCUUUAACACUAAAGUCAAAUUAUAAAAAAAAAAAAAAAAAAGACAUCUUAAGAUACAAGAUGGUCAGUCCAUUGUCUCAAAUUUGCUGCCAAAAAUGUGGUAGAUCAGAUUGCUGUGAACGGGACUGAGCCAACUUGGAAUUGCCUGUGCAAUAAAAGACGGCUUUGGCUGCAUCUUGGACUUGACAACGGCCUUCGCUUUGUGAUUACAUAAGAUCUUUCAACAGUUCAGCUUCAAGUAGCAACUGAGAGAGCUGCCUUGGGGUCCUCUCAAGACUGGGAAUCAUGUUGGGGAGAAAAAAAUUUUUUGUUCUAAAAAUAAGGCAAGUUUUAAAUUAUGAUUGUGGGGCAGAGGUUUAAAUUCAGGUUGGCGUCUGGGGGACCGAAACUGAUGUGCUCCCAUCAUCACCUUGCGGGGUUGGAGGCUUGCUGAGUUUAUAGACAGAGAUUAAACCAAAGGCCAUGGGAAAACCACUUCCCACCUCCGGGGGGUACCGAGGCAGGAAGCAGCCACCUAUCAGUGCCUUCCUUCUUAACCUUUGCUUUUAGUGUGUUGUCUUGCCAUGGGCAGUUUUGGUGGGAAAUUGCCAGGAACCCAAUGGUUUGGGAGUUCUGCUGUUUUUCUUUUCUUUCUUUCUUUCUUUUUU
This is a messenger RNA of Propithecus coquereli (Coquerel's sifaka), 2987 nucleotides long. RefSeq names its product RAB3D, member RAS oncogene family (gene RAB3D). The record is from RefSeq and is a predicted model, not a curated record. The transcript is spliced from 4 exons. Gene Ontology annotation, cellular component: endosome; plasma membrane; synaptic vesicle. Bases 92 to 751 code for a protein of 219 amino acids. Lineage: Eukaryota; Metazoa; Chordata; Mammalia; Primates; Indriidae. Gene Ontology annotation, biological process: regulation of exocytosis; protein localization to plasma membrane; protein secretion. Gene Ontology annotation, molecular function: GTP binding; GTPase activity.